UCGGAAAAGCUACCAUAAUACAUCCGCAAUUCCAGAGACAGGAGCACGCCGAGUCCGGUCACAAGCAAACAUUUUAAAGGAAACAACAAAACGUUUAUUAAUCUAUCACGAUAUGGAUACUGUAAAACUAUUCAGCGUUAUGUUGAUUUGUGCCUCUUUGAUGUUCAUCUGUGAAGCACAGCUCACCUUCACGCCAGCCUGGGGUAAGCGUUCGCAAGGUGCAAUGGGAAUUAAUCCACUUGGUAGUACCUUCGGACAGGACGCUUGCAAAACACCAGUUGAUUCGCUGCUCGUCAUCUAUCGAAUGAUUCAGGCCGAAGCUCAGAAGAUUGUUGAUUGCAGCCAGAAAUAGAAAGCCGUCUAACAAUGUUGUUUCAUCGGUAAUGAAUCCAGUCUAUCAGCUGCCACAGAUGACAAAAUACAGAUUUUCCUCACCCUUCACCAUCAGUUCAGCCUUUGAGGUUACAGUUGUAAAUAGUUCGUGCUGCUCUGUCUCUGCGACGGAAAGAUUAAAUGUAACAGAAUCAAAUAAGCAAAAAAAUAAACAAA
This is a messenger RNA of Anopheles moucheti, 549 nucleotides long. Its product is annotated as hypertrehalosaemic prohormone. Bases 113 to 352 code for a protein of 79 amino acids. The transcript is spliced from 3 exons. Gene Ontology annotation, cellular component: extracellular region. Gene Ontology annotation, molecular function: hormone activity. The record is from RefSeq and is a predicted model, not a curated record. NCBI's taxonomy places the organism in Eukaryota, Metazoa, Arthropoda, Insecta, Diptera, Culicidae.